GGACCACGAGGGAAACCAGCAACCGUCAUCGAACUCGUAGGGAGAGCCAGAGGGACACGAUCACACGAGACUCCGAGAGGACCGGAGAGCCGGACCGGAGGGUUUCUCUUCCCCCGCCGAGACAGACAAGUACUCCACCACACACACACACGCGCCUCCCCUCACGAAAUUCACAAACCCACCGGAGGCACAGAAAUUUCCCAGCGAAGGAAAAAUCCAGUCCGAAAUCCAGCGCUCCAAAUCCGUUCGUCCCCAAGGCGCUCCCCCGAACCCGUCCCGAAUCCCGCAAAUCCCCGCUGAAAUUCCCCAAUCCUCCGUGCUCGCCGCCGCCCUGCGACCGGUCCCGCCCGCCUCGUGUCGGAGCCGCUGCCGCGGAUUUCCGCCCGAGGGUUUCGUCUCGCUCUCGCUCUCUCCGCCCUACUGCCGCCACAGAUUGGCGCGACCGACCCUUCAUCGAGGGCCUUCUUCCGCCCGCGAGGCCGGGGCUCCUCCCGCGGAAAUUCACUCUCGUCCAGAAGCGGCGGCGCUCUCCUCUUCAUCGCCGCCCCCGCGCUCUUCUGGUACUCGAGUGGCGUGGGGUGGAGAUCCACCAGGGCGUGGAUCCAUUCCUCUUCGUUCGGUGGUUUUUAUCCUUCAGGCGCGGAAUAUCAAUCUAUAGAGGUGCACGAGGACUUUAUAUAUCCCCAUAUUUUCGGGGGUUCAACUGAACCCCCAUGCCCCACGCUAAGUCCGCCCCUGGUGGUGGUGGACUGGAUUGGUGGACAGUGCUGAUUUUGUCGCGGGCAUGGAGCGAAGUGAGCCCUCGCUGAAGCCAGAAUGGCUGCUGCGGCCCACAGUACCUGCCACAACCUAUAAGCCGGCGACUUUGCCCCACACAGAUGAUCACGGCAGAGGUGCUUCGUCAAGAAACCGUUCAUCAGGACGAGAUCGUGAUCGGAGCUCCCAACAUUCCUCAUCUCGGAGAGGUUCAAGCUCUAGUGGUCCAAGGCGGAAUGAUCGAGAUGGUAUAGGGAAAUCAAGAGGCUAUGGUAAUUUUGGAAAGCACAACAAGGAAAGGAUACAAGAGAAGGACCUGGAUUUCCGUGACCGGGAGAGUAGGUUGGUUCAGUCAGACGAUCCUUUACGUGAUGGCUUUGAGUCAUUUAGCUCAUGCAGAUCCGAAAAGGACAGGCUUAACCGUACUCGUUCAAAGGUGGCCAUAUCAAAUCGGGCAGUAGGAGUAAGUUUAGACAAUGGUAAUGUAUCUAAAAAAGAUAAUGGUGUCAUCUCUUUUGAGCGGGAAUUCCCACACCUUGAUUCUGAGGACAAAAAUGGAAAGCAAGACAUAGGUCGAGUUCCAUCUCCUGGAAUUAGCACCCCAAUUCAGAACAUACCACUGGUAGUAUCUGAUGGCUGGAAUUCAGUGCUUGCGAUGUUAGGGGAUCCAAACAUUAACUCUGUUUCCUCUUCCUCAACACAUGCUGGUUCUAGUAAACAGACUGAAGUUUCCAACUCUGGGAGUGCGUUAAGCAUGGCUGAAACAGUGAUGCAGUCGCCAUUAAAGAUUUCUACCACACCUCAGUUAUCGAUUGAUGCCCAGAAGAUUGAAGAAAGAACUAUGAGGCAGUGCAUUCUAAGACCUCUUACACCAUCAUCAAACAAAAUACCUGCAUCUAGUUCUUUGGAUAAGUUAUUAAAAUCCAAAGGUGCAAGAGCUGGAGAGUCUAAUGGUCCUAUCAAGGUUGCUCCACAACUGUCAACACAGCCAUCUAGCAACUCUGUUCGCACUCCAGUCAAAACUGAGCUCGUAAAGCAAUCUCAAUCAGGCAGCCUUCAAGUCCUUAGUCGCGAGCAGAAUGGUGCUGUAAAUACUGCUGCCAAAGACAGCACCAGCAAUCCUGUGAGCCCUGUUCUGGGUCGAUCUUCUUCAAUGGAACCGAUGAGAAAGUCUAUUGUCAGCCCAAAGCUUAAGGUUGGCACUAAUGGUCGUUCUUUGCAUCCGCUGCAAGGUUCAUUUGCUGACAGAAAAGCAAGUGCAAAAGACAAGUACAAGUUUUUUGAGAUGUUGCGGAGUAAGUCUGUAAAUGGUUCGAGCGCUGCUAUUGAGUCUCCAUCAAGCCUGACUGAUGAUCAGCAGAACUCUAAUCUUGAUUUGCCUUUCAAGUUUAUUGAAAAUGGGAGCAGUUCCUGUGAAGAAGCAAAUUCUUGUGAGGGAUCACAGCGACACUUGUCGGACAAUGAGACCAUUCCACCUUCAGAAUCUCAUGAUGUUUUAGAUGAAGGAUCUCUGGGUAUUCAAGUUGAGGACAAGGAUGUCAGCUCUUCACAAGUACUUGGUGGCACACAAGAUUUAUCUUCUAAGAAGCCCCAGGAAGACAAUGUUAAUAUUGUGCCCAUCGUACCUGUCUAUGUAAAUGAUGGUUUAAUGAUGCCCAAUUCUGUUGAUGAUGAAGCAAGUUUGCCGUUAGAGGAAACCAAUCCUGCCGAAGUGUUACAGCACAUUGGAGCAGGGGAGGAGAAUCCCUGUCCUGCUCAAGAGUUCGAGUCCAUUGGAGCAGGUGGGGAGGAAGAGUUGAACCUCCUAAGAUCUAUGGGCUGGGAUGAGAACGAAGAUGUUCAGCCUCUUCAGCAGGAGGAGAUUGCUGAUUGUUGCAUAUUACUGAAGCGAUGAUUACUGGAGUUGUAAAUCUUACCAUUUCCACCACCUUUUCCUUUUAUAGCUAAAGCAGAACGUCAGGCUGCAGCAGAAGCUUCAAGAAUGCAAGGGCUGAUCGCAGAAUCAAUGGAGCAACGUCACUGUGCCUCACCACACUGAGGGGGUGUUUGAUACCUGGGCUAAAGUUUAGUCCAGGUUUUGGAUGCCAAAUGGGAGGACUAAACAUGAGCUGAUUAUAAAACUAAUUACAUAAACAGUGGCUAAUUCGCGAAACAAAUCUAUUUGGCCUAAUUAGUCUACUAUUAGCACUUGUUUACUGUAGCAAAACAUGAGCUAAUUAUAGAUUAAUUAUGCUUGAUAAAUUGUCUCGUGAAUUAGCAAAAACCUGUACAAUUAGCUCUAUAAUUAGAUCAUGUUCAGUUCUCCUAAUUGGCAUCCAAAACCCAGACCAAACCUUAGUCCCGGGGAUGAUCCAAACACAUGUGGAGCUGGGUUUUGGGACCUUCCGGUCAACCGAUCAGAGAAUGAUUGUCUAGCUUAGCAAAUGGAGAGUUUUGUUUUUGUUAAUGCUUGUUCAGCAUUGUGGGGGGAGGUUCCAUGGUAGAGCUGAUAAUUUUCCCCCAUUGAUAAGAGGUUUUAGGGUUUUUCUUCCUCAUUUUCCCAGAAGGAAUACACCAAAUAGAAGCCUUGUCUGGUGUCGGAGGCACGUAGGUGUGUGUUGCUCUGAAAGAAGAAUAGGUUGCCUUUCUUUUGGUCGCCAUCUUUUUUUCUUUUGAAAAGGAAGGGAAAAAAUAACGAUCGAGCUUAACAUGGAAAAGGUGCACAGGAAAUACCUUGGUCUUCAAUCUUUUGCUUGCCUCGCGAUUUUCAAACGUUACCUUUUGCUGUCUUGUAUCCAUUUCUUCGAUUUAGGCCCUGUUCACCUUUUUUUUAAGCUUAUGGCCACCAGAAGCUGGUGUAGACAGCUAAAGUCCAGUUUUUCAGUCCGCAGUCCGCUUCUAUGUAAAUCAUUUUAGUCGUCAGAACCGUCUAAAAUUAACUUGAACAUCAAAUCGAUCGACUCGUCCGUGUGAUAGUAGAAAAACCGUAACUUUCUAUAUUUUAAACUCUGUAAUUUUCUAUAUUCUAAACUCUAUGAACUCUUUUA
Messenger RNA from Zea mays, 3782 nucleotides. RefSeq lists its product as uncharacterized. The record is from RefSeq and is a predicted model, not a curated record. The transcript is spliced from 6 exons. Bases 785 to 2650 code for a protein of 621 amino acids. NCBI's taxonomy places the organism in Eukaryota, Viridiplantae, Streptophyta, Magnoliopsida, Poales, Poaceae.